Messenger RNA from Gambusia affinis (western mosquitofish), 6293 nucleotides. RefSeq names its product leishmanolysin-like (metallopeptidase M8 family) (gene lmln). Gene Ontology annotation, cellular component: cytoplasm; membrane. NCBI's taxonomy places the organism in Eukaryota, Metazoa, Chordata, Actinopteri, Cyprinodontiformes, Poeciliidae. The record is from RefSeq and is a predicted model, not a curated record. Gene Ontology annotation, biological process: cell adhesion; proteolysis. The coding region runs from base 204 to 2207 and encodes 667 amino acids. Gene Ontology annotation, molecular function: metalloendopeptidase activity. The transcript is spliced from 17 exons.
CGGAGCGCCGGGUCAUCCUCCUCUCAGCUGACUCCGGAGCAACAAACCAGAACCCGCAGCUGCUGUCAUUAAAGCCUUUAACCGGCCGGCAGAUUCACCUCGCGAGCGAUGAAUAAAACGCGCGCCCAGGGGACCGGACGGAGACCGGCUGCGGUUGUGUUUGCUCCGUGCUGCUCAGUACCGCUUCUCGGGCUCGUCAGAGGAUGGAGCGCUGGUUGAGAGGGGGUGGCAAGCCGUCCGUGUCCCGGUUUUUCCUCGGUCUUGUCCUCGUCCUCUCGCUCCUAGCGGGGCAAGCGAGCUGUCACAGAACCUGCACACACAUAGUCCCUUCCGGCCGUGAGGUUGUCCAUCAAGUGUACUUGAAGCCUGAGCGCUUAGCGAAGAGAAGUUCUCCUGACGACCUGCAGCUAAAGAUAAAGAUUGUCUACGACAGCAGCGUUGACCAACUUCCUGCUGACAAACGGAGACUGGUGAAGGACAAGCUGUUUCCUCAGGCCAUCGACUACCUUCAGAAGGCGUUCAGCUUGAGGCGCAGGGUAGGACCCGUGCUGCUCAGCAGGCAAUGUGCAACCAACCAGUACUUGAGGAAGAGAGGUGACCCUCAUCGAUACUGCCAGGACGCCUGCGCAGACGUCACCCGGUGCGGUCCCGUCGUCGUACCACAGCACCACCUCCAGCAAUGUAAGGUUUGCAGUGAGUCUGGGAAGUCCUGUGGCCCAGCGGGGCCCCCGGACGGCCCCGGGGUGGAGGGCUCAGACUUUGUGCUGUACGUCAGCGGGAUCACCACUGAGCGGUGCGGACAGGAGAACAUAGUGGCCUACGCUGCCUACUGCCAGCUGGAAGCAGAGCUGGACCGGCCCAUUGCAGGUUAUGCCAACCUGUGUCCAGCCAUGAUCUCCUCUCAGCCUCAGGAGUUUGAAGGAAUGCUAUCCACUGUCAAACACGAGAUCAUCCACGCUCUGGGGUUUUCGGCCGGUCUGUUCGCCUUCUACCACGACGACGAGGGCAAACCUCUGACUCCACGCUUCGCCAGCGGCCUUCCCGCGUUCAACGAGAGCCUGGGCCUGUACCAGUGGAGCGAGGCGGUGAUCAGGAGGGUCAGCCGACUGUGGGACAUCAGAGGAGGAGAGAUGGUGCGGCACCACGUUCACGUCCUGGUCACUCCUCGGGUCGUGGAGGAGGCCAGGAGGCACUUCAGCUGCCCCAUCCUGGAGGGGAUGGAGCUGGAGAACCAGGGCGGGACGGGAACCGAGCUCAACCACUGGGAGAAGCGGCUGCUGGAGAACGAGGCCAUGACGGGCUCCCACACCCAGAACCGGGUGUUUUCCCGCCUCACGCUGGCUAUCAUGGAAGACAGCGGCUGGUACCGAGCCAACUACAGCCUGGCCCAGAGGCUGGACUGGGGCCGCGGCCUCGGCUGCGACUUCGUCAUGAAGAGCUGCAAGUUCUGGAUGGACAGACAGAGACAGAGGCGGCACUCUGUGACUCCGUUCUGUGACACGGUGAGGGCCUCUCCUCUGCAGCUGACCUGCAGACAGGACCAGCUGGCAGUGGCUGUCUGCAACUUACAGAAAUACCCCCAGCAGUUGCCCCUAGAAUACCAAUAUUUCGAUCGGAUCCCGGACGUUGCUGCAGAUCAGCUGUCGUCCUUCGGGGGCGCUGUGGAGAUCGCCGAUUUCUGCCCCUUCAGCCAGGAGUUCAGCUGGCACCUCAGCGGAGAAUAUCAACGAAACUCGUAUUGCAGAGUGUCGGAGAACCAGCCAGACUCAUGGAGGAAUUAUGGAGCGGAGCAGUACGGCCUGGACUCUGUGUGUCUGUACCAGAAGUCGGCCUUCGUCAUGGAGCAGUGCACCAGGAAGAUGACGUAUCCAGACUGGGGCUCCGGAUGCUACAAGGUUUCGUGCUCGUCUCAGGGCCUGACGGUGUACGUUCAGGACCGCUCCUUCCUGUGCGUGAGGAAAGGUCAGCAGCUGAGCGUCAGCGUCCGGGUCAACGACUGGGUUUACAACGGGGUCCUGCUCUGCCCCGCCUGCACCGACUUCUGUGACGACUGCCCCCUGCCCCACCAGCUCCUGCCCAUCAACGCCUCCAGGAGCAACCCCAUCGAUCCCUGCUCCAGUUCUACAGGUCUGGCAAUCACUCUCUGGCUCCUUCUGCUCAACCUGCUCCCUUUAGUGGCUGGACUGCUGAUCUGUCACUGGAGCUGAUGACACACACACUCGCACACAUGCUCACAAUAAGGUAGCUAAAACUCUACUGUACUGUAGCCCUCAGAGGACUUGAUGACACACCUUGUUUUUCUUCUGUAUUGGAUUUUCUUUCCUCUGACCUGAAGCUGGGAAAAAAACAACCUUUUUGCAUCCCUGACUCUCUCUCUAUCCAUCCCUCCACUCCUAUCUUAUCGUUUCCACCUUCGACUCAACGUUUUUCCUCUCAGGAUCUUUGCUCUUCCAUUCCUGUUUUUUUUGGGUUUUUCCAAUGAGAGAAAUUCUGUCUGCGUCUCUCAAAACCGUCUGCCACAAAAGGAUGUGUUUACAUGCACUUCAAAAACCAGGUUGCACUCUUUUUUGUGUGUAAUCGAGAACCAUGGUCACUGUAAUCAGAACGUAAACACUGCAGACACAUCUACUUGUUUCGAAAGGUUAUCACUGGCUAUGGGAGGUACGGUUAUUUAAAAGUGGCAGCUUCUGUGGUUACUUGCAGGUAAACUGUUUGUAUUAAAGGGAAUGCGCAUGUUAUGAACCAGUUCUUCUCUCUUUUCAAGGCUGUGGUGCGUUUAUAUUGAUGUAAAUAUAUAGAAUUAUUUCAAAUUGACCAUUUUAAUUGCGCGGAAAAACACAGACAUAUUUCUAUUAUCAAGUUAGUAAAGCAAAGGUUAGCUUUUGAUUUUCCAUUUCAUUCUGUUCUUGAAUUCACUUGUCAAAAGGGUCCUCCCCUUUUCGGAGAAAAGUUAAUUGCUUUCGACAUAAGCGUUCAUAUCGCACAUUAAAAUUCAUCCUGCAUCAUCAGAGCUCAGUUAAUUAUUAGAGCUCAAUUAAUUAAGUGCAAACAGUCACUUGAGAUGUUGCUAUUCAGUCACAAACAUGAGUGAAAUUCAUCUGAAUAACACUUUUGUGAACAUACACAAACAAAACAUUCAGAAUAUCGCCCACACUGCAAUCUGUAACCCACUGAUCGAUCAAUGCAGAUUUGCCGGUCAGGGUGUACUAAUGGUACCAAACUGGCCUAAGAAUUUAAGAUUGCUCAUAUAGUUGCCAGAUUUGUUGUGUUGCCCUUCAUGUUUCAGGCAAGUCAUUACCAAAUCUUGGAUUUAUGAAUGAUGUCACAGUUGAGAUCUUUUCAGCUGCAAUUCGGAAAGCCACUUUGAUUUUAUUGUUGUUGUGGCUAGUUAGCAUGCUAGCCUUGUUUAGCAGCACAAGGUGCUUCAUUUUGGGUUUUUUUGCUUUUAGAUACUGUAGGAGACGUGGCACAAAUAAAUAAAGAACAGUAGUACCUGGUAUUUAAUGGAGUACCAACAGACAGGCACAGUAACAAAUGGUUUAUCCUCCUGUGGCUAUCAGCAUUUUGAAUUCAAACUGAGUAGCCCAGGUAACUCUGAUGUUUCAAGUCAGAUUUCUAUCUACAAGAGGUGUUCCAGUUAUUUUUCCUGACUCAGAAUAUGAAUUAGUUUGACUUGUAAGUACAAAAGGAAGUCACCAUUAGGGGGACAUAGUUCACUCGUGUCUUUUGCAGUGCAUGUAAACAUGUUUUCAUAACUCUUAUAUUACAGGGAACAGAAUACUCAUUUGAUUAAAAUGAAAUCUAAUUUUAUUUUCUCCCACGGUCUUAUGAGACGGGGUCAUUUGGACCCUGCAAGUUUUUUACCGUGUGCGCGGUCUGGCGAGGUCGCAUUGACCCCGUGUGCGUUUGUACAAUUCUUUUUAAUUUAUUUAUUUUUGUCUACUGUGUGGUUUCGAGAACGGUCUGAUGGGACAACGUCCGACCGUGACAUCUGUCGCACUCCUCCUGAGCGCCGCUCUUCAGUUAAACACAGCGGGGUGUUCGGCUUUCUCCCAGUGAAGGAGGAACACGAUGGAUGGAAUCUCUCUAACUUGAACCCAUUGUAAAUUGUUUUUCAACUUCUCAAUGCUCAGGUUUCAUAUUUAUUUUCCUCCUUUCACGUCGCACUAGAAGUAGAAUCGAAGAUAUCAACACUACAGCUGGAUUUCAAAUCUCCUUUUCAACAUUUUGUUUUAUUUUUGUUCAUUCAUCUCAGAUGGGAACAAAGAGGAACACUAGGAAGCUUUGUUUGUUUGUUUGUUUUAUUUUUGGGGAAUUUUUACACUAGAACACACUCCUGAGGCAAGACUGGAAUCUGUGCUGUUUGGUGACCCCUGCUGGCAGCUGUGGGGAACAGGUUAAAGCUUUAGAAUGUGAGGCAGUCUGUCGUACAGAAACAUUUUAAAGUAUAUGUGUGUGAGGUGGAGUACCUGGCGUUUAAAUGAAUUACCUCUCUUGUUGUGAGCAGACCUCAUGUUUCAUUAAUGUUGGGAUAAGCUGUUCACAUGAAGGUACCGCAGCGUGUUGAGAGCUCAUUUCUUUUUCUGAAGCACGCUGAAUUCCUGCUGAGCUGAUUAAUCAUACGCUGCUUUUGCAUACAAAGUCAGAACCUGGAUCUCGUCACACUCAAGUUAACGGUGUCUUGGUUUUACUCGCCUCAGAAAAUCUUUUUUUUUGUAGUCCAAUCGGCUGAUUUAAAAACUACAAUCACUGUAGCACUUUCUCUGACCUCCCUUCAAAAGCUAUUUAAAUAGGAAGAGCGGUACGCUUGAAAGUUUCGAAAACCUUGGCAAUGCCUGGGCAAUGGUGAUUUGCACAUGUACUGGUACGUGUGCUACAGGUUUGCCAUAUAAACCACCAGAUGUCGCAAGAAAAACCGUUUAGCAACGCUGUUUUAUAUGAGAGGAAGCCAUAUUUGUGAAAUUCUGACUUUAGGUGGUUAUUCUUAAAUCCAACCUGUGAAUUCUGACUUUUGAGGAAAAAAAGAAGAAGAAAAAACAGGCAGCAGAGUUCCUUCUUGGACGUGUGGAAUUGAACACAAACCUGUGCCAGACCUUUGAUACUUGGGACGUUCUAGUGCCAUGAAAACGUCCGAUUGAAGUUGCCACAGUGUAGCCAUCGGUUUGAACGGUUUCCUGACAUUUCUAGGCAUCUCUAAAUCCACUUUUUGUUUUCCCAUCAGUUGUGAAAGUUUGGUUGCUCCAUGUCGUUUUGCUGUAAGCUACAAGGAAAGCUACUCCUCUUUGCAGAAUAAACGACGGUUGAUGAUACCUAUAGGUAUCUUGUGGUAAAACUGUACUCUUAAACUCUUGAUCAGUAUUCUUAUUUUCUAGGGAGGAAUUUAGACCCUCCAAUGUUUUCCUAUAUCUGCCUCUACUCUGGGUUAAACAUCCUACAGAAGGACCAGGCAGAUGUCAGAUCCACUGACGGACAACAGCGGCAGGAACGCAGCGGUGCUUCUUAUUUUAACAUGGAUGUUAAAAGAAACUGAAGGACUGUUUUCAUCAGCUGAAUUGUAAUGUUGGGCAUAUCUAUUGCAAAUGAUGUUUUGCAGUUUUGUACAUGAUUGUUUUUAAAAUGCAGCCCAGUGAGAUAAAGACCACUUUGUCUGAACUGGUCCUCGCUUCAGCGGCUGAAGUUCACAAAACGGAGGAAGCUACGGCCAAACUUCCCUAUCAUGUGAAGUGUUCAUCUCACUGCAGAACAAAUGACCUUUCAGCUAAAUGUCUCUCUGUGUUUUUUGUAACGGGAGACUGAGAAAUGCAUAUAAAGUGUUUUUAUUUCAUUUUGUAGACUAAAGAAGAAAGGGUUGGCGUUGACUGUGCUUUUUAUUGCCGUCAGUAGUGUCAAAAACAGAGAUUCAAUGUUUGUAUGGUAAACUGUUCAAACCUUCUCUGUGACUGUUAGACCAUUUUUUUUUAGUUAUCCUGUGGUUUGUUGUCAGGUGGGGUUACUGUUGUUGGCCAUUUUUCCACUCAUACCUGCUCGCAGCAGCUUGACUUGGCUCUAUGUGGUUCUAAGGGAUAUCCGCCUACGUGGGACCAGACACUUUUCUAGAACAUAGAAAAUUGUCUUAGUGUGCCAAGUUGGGCUGAAAAAAUGAUGUCAGAAAAGUGUUAAUAGGGGCUUUAGAGCACGCGACUCUUAUACAGAGGCUACAGACCUGGACGCGGUGGACUGGAGUUUGACUUCCGGUAUCUUUACCGCAUGUCUUUCCUCACUUCUUUUUGACCGCUUCUACUCUGGUAGCUGGG